ACUCAACAAUGUUUUAAAUUUUACAUCUCUGCAAAAAAUUAAAAAUAAAUAAAUAAAAAAGUGAGAGAAAGGGCAGGGAUGGAAGGAGAGUAAUCCUGUUGGUAAGAUUAAAAGAUGAGAAGAUGAAGAUCGCCGGUCCUUGCUCAGGACAGAAAUGAAGGAGGAAGGAGAGAGGGGUCAGAUGUGAAGGUGAGAGAGGAGAAAAACAGAAGACCAGUGGAUUCAGUGGGAGCUGUCUGUCCUGUGUUUACUGUUCGCUCAGAUGAGAGGUGAGUCCUGUGUUUACCGUUCGCUCAGAUGAGUGGUGGGUCCUGUGUGUACCGUUCGACUUCAUGCGUUUCAUUUUACUGCUCUGCCUAAGCUCUGAGCAGCUUUACCUGGAGGUGCAGAUACAGAGACUUCUUACUGAGUAUGUAAGUACAGACUUACUCAUUGGUGCAAAUAGUGAGUAUGUAAGUGCUAUUUCACUCAUAGGUGCAGAGUACUUAAGUAUCAAUUUAGUCAUAAGUGCAGAUAGAGAGUAUUUAAGUGUGGAUUUACUCAGUUUCAGUACAAAGUAUUUAAGUGUGAAUUUACUCAUAGGUUCAGUAUAAACUAUUUAAGUAUGUAUAUCCUUUCAGAUUCAUAUGGUGUACAUGUUGUGCUUGGCUGUCUAAUGGUUGGGAUGUGAUGUGCAUUGUUAGCAUUGUUAAUAGAGUUUGUAAUUAAUUAAAUUAUCCUGCAAUUUAUUUUUUUAAUCAUUUGUGCUCAGAGAAAUUAUAAUUAAACAUGUACUCAAGACUUAUUACCAGUCUCCAUUCAUGAAGUGCUAUUAGGCCAAGAAUGGUGCAGUUAACUACAGGUUAAGAUGAAUCAACUUAGCCUGUUAAGUGAAUUCAGCAAUACAGUGAUCACUUGAUCAAUUAAGUCUGUUACUGCCAAGCACAAUAAUGUAACGUUCUAUACUGCAAUUUUGCACCAGAAACUUCUGUUACCUAUAGGAUCUCCUGCAGUUUCAGCGAAGAGAACACAUAAAGAAGAGAGGGGCUGAAUAUCUGGGGUGCAGAGAUGGGUGUGCACGUGGUGCUGGCACAGAGGGCCCUGCUGAAGUCCUGCUGUCUCCUGGCGAUCGCCCAUGCCCAGCUGCCCCCCUUCUCUCCCUCUCUCCCUGCCAAAAUCAGCGUUCCUCCCCCCUGGCGUGCUCUCCCUCUGUCACAGCCUGACCUGGGCCUCCUCUUCUCCAACUCAUCCCCAUUUUCCUGCUCCCAGUCCCUGCUUGUGGUGCCUCCUGCAGGGGCCAGCUCCAGACCAGGGGUCCAGGCUUCCUUUGGGCCUUACUUCAUCUCACAGCCCAUCCCCAGCUCCCUCCCUCUCUCUCCACCUCUAACAGCCUCCCUCUUGUCUAAAGCUGUGGAAAGAGAGAGGGGUGGGGAGAGAGGGCCAAAGUUCAGGGUUCGGGUUUUGUUUCACUGGCGCGGUGCGGCCAGCAGAGGGUGCUGUGUCACGCUUCAUGCCUUUAAGGAGACUGAGGAACAGAGAGCUUCCUGCAGUACACAGGCCCCUCUGGGGUUGUGCAUCAUUUCCCUCAGCCUACCAGAGGGCUGGUUUACAGAGGAGAGGAGACAAGGGUGGAGCCACAGACAGACCCACAAACUACACUACCGCCCCAGACACAGGCACCGAAACCGGGGCCGUCGCCACUGGGACACCCUCUCCACUCCAAGGAGCAAACCCAGCCACUCAACAGACUCCAUUAAACUCUAUUACUCCUCCAGCACAAUCUCAGCCCCCAAACUGUCGCCCUCUGGCUGCAUGGAGGACAAACUGCAGCAGUCCCAGAGAAGACUAUAUUACAUCGGAGCUGUGACUCUGCCAGACAGGGCUGUAGCGAAAAAUAUGUCUGAAGAGGAAUUGGGGUGUUCAGAUGGGCAGGAAGAGGAGGAGCUGUGCUUGGAUCCCAAUGUACUGAUUGGUUAUCGCCGGGGGCCAGUUCGAGCUGGUCGACCAAUCGGCGUAUCUGUUAGUGUGAGGUCAAAUUUCACUGGAGAUUUUGUUGUCAUCAGACUGCGUGUGAAGAAAGGGUUAAUCUCUGUGUUGGCCCAGCCAUCUUCUGCUGCAUCUGAGUUCUGGUCUGUUUCCCUGGAGAGGAGCACAGGAUCCAGGCACGACAUCAUCACUGUCAUCUGUCUCAAAAGCGCCAGAGGCCAGAGAGGCAGCUUCAGUCCCUCUGUUCUUCAUCAGAUGGCUUGUUUCUCACUGGAUGGUUUGGAGCGAAGUUUUGGGGUUGCCAUGACGGUGGCCGUACACUGGUGGGUGGAGUAUUCAGGUCGCAACAACCCUCUCCCACCACACGAAGGAGUGGUGAGCACAUUCUCCUUCACAGACAGGGAGAUCGUAGGCAUCGCCCCCAUAACUGAGAGCAACACAAUCAUCAAUACUGCCAUCUUGAACAGUCAGCCCGUGUCACUUCCUGUCAUAGUGCUGGCAGUGGGCCAUGAUGGGGAGGUCUCUGAUGUCACAGCUGCGGUCACCUGCCGUUCUGCUAACGAGGACAUUGUUAAGGUUUCCAGUGACUGCUCCACCCUCUUUGUCGAUGGGAGCGAAUCGGGGGUGGGCAGCACCUGUGUGGGGGUGGAGUAUCACCUUGGCACACUCAGUGGCACCCACUGCCUGUCCGUCUGGACGCCCGCAGUCCCUCUCCUGGUGUCGCUCUCGGACCCCGUCCUGAACACCAUCGAGGGGUGGACACAGCACAGCGAGGGCCGGUGUUCUCCUGUCUACCAGCGAUCUGCGGUCCAGGUGCUCGCACAGUUUGCUGCCCAGCCGCCUGUCGAGACGGGUCAGCUGACCUACAUGCUGGGAUCACCCGAUUGGUUCAUGGACGUGACUGAGCUGGUCCGUGAUUGGCUGCUGGUGGAGAACCCAAGGGUGGCUGAGCUUGACGAGCGGACCUAUCUGAUUGGCCUACAGCCUGGAGUGACCUCACUACGAGUUGUAUCUAGCCAAUGGGAUGGAGUCCUGGGCACCUGUGAUGUCACUGUGACUGCGGACCAUGUGACGCCUGGUGACCUAUCAGUCCAGCUGGUGGGAGGACUUAGUCUGUCAGUCACUGCAAACCCAACCCACCCCUCCGUAGUCACGGCAACGGCUAUGGCUCACAACAUUCUGUACAGCCAUGGGCAGGAAGCUGCCUUCAGCAUUUGGCUCCAGUUCAGUGAUGAAACGGCCACGCUGGUCUCCGCCUUCGACCCCGCCCCCUAUUCCCUGCGGCUGUCCUCAUUGGCUGACACUGUGGUCACAGUGACGCCCGGGCCAACCCAGCGAGUGGUUGCCCAGGGCGAUGGGGGUGGACCUUUGCUGAGGGCAGAGCUGCUGGUCUCCACCUGUCCAGCUCAGAAGCAAGCAGCCAAUGAGAGAGGAGGAGGAGGAGGAGGAGGGGGAGGGAUUAAGAGGCUAGCCAGGGGCUCUGGUUGGGUGCGGGUGAAGCUGGACUGGGAGCUCCACCCUGACAGCAGUGAGGUGCCCGGGUUCCAGGUGCUGGAAAUCUCUCAGGUGUUUCCGGACUCCGAGAGUGAGCUGUAUGAACCGAGCAAUUCCUCCAGAGGCUACGGCCAGGACAGGGAGGAGGAUGACGAAGAUGAAGGUGUCGAUGGUGGCAGGGAUAGCAGCCUGGGGGCGGGCACCAGGACCCACCUGGAGAGAGCAGUCCUUACGCCCAGCCAUGAUGGGGGCGGGGUGUACCUGCACCCCAGCAAAGACACGGGGGACGGGGGGGAGAGGGAGCUGGAGGUGGGAGUGGGAGUGGGGGCCAUGCUCUCCCUCUUAUGCCUCUCCGCACUCCUCUUCCUGGCAAACUUUCUCCCCUGUGCCCUGCGGAAGAGAGGGAAGAGGAGGAGGAGGGAGAGAGGAGGCCAGGGGCCGGAGGAGGAAGAGCACAGAGAGAAAGCAGGGGAUGGUGAGAAAGGAGGAGAGGAAACAGAGGAGCGCAUGAGGAGUGGACUUGGCUAGCCGUCACACAGACACCUGUCUGAUGCAGGACCUCACUGUAACUGUGGCUCUGUAAACCUGCCCGUGUCUACCUCUACAUUUACCACACACCCUACUGUACACCCCAACACUCAGCUCUGGGAGUUGUAGUCUUCAAUUAAUCCUAAACCCCCUAGACACUCAGCUCUAGGAGUUGUAGUGUUCAAUUAAUCCUACACCCCCCCCCCCCCCCAAAACACAGAGGUCUGGGAGUUGUAGUCCUGAACCCUCUGACCUCAGAGAGAGUGUCAGCUGGAAUUCUGGGCCCCCUGAAAGAAUAUUUCUCUCCUUUUAAUAAAAAAAUU
Messenger RNA from Anguilla anguilla (European eel), 4310 nucleotides. Its product is annotated as transmembrane protein 132C-like. The record is from RefSeq and is a predicted model, not a curated record. The transcript has 12 exons. The coding region runs from base 1048 to 3987 and encodes 979 amino acids. Lineage: Eukaryota; Metazoa; Chordata; Actinopteri; Anguilliformes; Anguillidae.